AUGGAAGCAACGAAACAAAGGCUAUCAAACUAUUCCAUUCACACCACUACAUGUUUGCUUACACUCUACUCUUUGUUUCCACCGUUUUUAACACCAUCUUCCAAGAAAAUAGAGAACCCAUUUUCAUCAAAAAGCAAUGACUCCAUUUCUUCCAUUCCUUUUUUCCUCUUCCCCCUCCUUCAUUUUCAAACCAUGGAACAACAAGAUUGGAACAUGAUUGGUGCUGAUUGUCUUGUCUUAUCUUGUUGUUGUCAAUGCUUGAUGCUACAACUUCUAGUUUUCUUCUUGCUAAAGCUUCCUACCAAAUUGCUCAAGAGAACAAUACGAUACAUCAAGAGAAAGUUUACGGACCAAAUGCGUCAUGGUGGGAAAGUAGUGGGGGUGAAAGUGGCACGUUGCGCAAAAGAAGUUGUCGGGUGUCAGAAACCAAGAGACUUGAUGAAGGGUCGAGUUGAUCAAGUUGAGAGUUCUCGAAUUGAUGGGUGUAUGGAGGAGGUUGAAGAGGUGUUGGAGGAGUUCUCUAGAAAUGGUGAGUUUGGAUUUGGGAGUUUUUGGAAAGGUAAUAAUGAUGUUGAAGUUUAUUUUCCAAUUUGUCUUGUAAAACAAGAACUUGGGUGUCAUGAUCAUGUUUUUGGCUCUUUUAGGGUGCAUUAA
Molecule: messenger RNA, 654 nt
Organism: Lactuca virosa
Lineage: Eukaryota; Viridiplantae; Streptophyta; Magnoliopsida; Asterales; Asteraceae
Source: the annotation of a GenBank genome assembly